AUGAUUUAUUCCAAGGAUUUGUUCCCCACAAAGUCCGACACGCUUGGCAACUUUGUGAUUUACCACGUUACCGAUCGCAAUGUAGUUCGCCAAGCUGAUUUCCAUCUCGCCUCGCAGAUUACUUCGAUUCUCCCCAUUUCCUUGCCAGACGGGCAGUGUAUCAACGUAAUUCUAACGGCUGAGGGCGCCAUGGGAGUGUUCUUGUUUGUGACGGGAGAGGAAUAUACAAAGCUUUCUUCUUUACAAAAACGAUUAAUCGAGGCUCUACCGCAAAACGCGGCUCUGAAUAACUUCAAUUUCCGAAAGUACAUGUCGGAUGGAAUGAUGAAAUAUCCACGAAGGAAGGGAGUGCUGGACAUGGGAGUGAUUCGGAAGUAUCUAAUGUUAUCUACCCAGGAACAAGAGGAUAUCGCGAAAUCGCUAGAUUUAGAGACGAAAGAGAUAACGGAGGUUAUUUACAGAACUGAUAAGCUGCUAUAUAAUAUGUUCUGGGACUGUUUGUUGAAAGUAACAUGUUGA
Molecule: messenger RNA, 519 nt
Organism: Blastocystis hominis
Lineage: Eukaryota; Bigyra; Opalinata; Blastocystidae
Exons: 2
Coding region: 1-519 (172 amino acids)
Cellular component (GO): nucleus
Molecular function (GO): nucleic acid binding
Source: RefSeq, a predicted model, not a curated record